UGGGUGCGGUCACCAAGGCAGACGGGCAGGGGCGGAGGGAGGCUGGGCAGGUGAUAGGGUGGCCGGGCCACAGCGUGCCCCAGGGGGCCUGGCUGGCGAAGAAAAAAGAAGCGUGCCUAUACUCUGCCGCGAGGCACUGGCCAGACUCCAUCCGUGCCAAGUCCCCUCCGAGCCAGCGCCGGGGACUCCGGAGGCACCAGGAGGAGGAAGGUGCGCCCGCGUGGGGAUGGUUUUGGUCAGGAGAGCAGGCUGGCCGGCCCACAGCAGUAACAGUGGACGCCGGAGGGGACCCUCUGCCUGCCGCAGCCCCCCCCCCCCGCCUCUGAGUUUCACAGUUCCUGCUUCCCUCGCUGGCUCAGAGCCCCCAAGAGACUGCUGCCAGAUGUUCCUGGCGGCCCCACGUCGCCUCCCUAAUGAAAUAUUCAUGGGGCCUUUCUGCCUCUUGACAUAAAGCCUUCCGUAGCUCCACACACCAUGGAGAUGGGGCCGGCCUCCCAACAAGCCCAGGAAGGAGUGGGCACCCGGCCAGCCCCACCCCCUGUGCCAACCCUGGGUGCCCACUCCCAGUGCGCCAACCCCAGCUGCCCACUGUGCCUCCCGAGACAGAGGCUGGGCCUCCGCCUCCCUUUUGCCCUGCUAAGGGUCAGGGGUCCGGCUGCCUACACCCCCGUCUGCCUCCUGAGAGCCCAGUGCCAGCUGUGUGGGCACAUCAGCCCUGGGGCUGAGCUCUGGAGGGAGGACAGCCGCCACCCGGCACAGGAGGGAGCCAGAGCCACCCUCACAGGCCUGGGGAGGACAGGCUCUAACUCUCUCUUCCUUCAGUACCUUGGCGGCCGACAGCUCCCUACCCCAUGCCAGCAAGGCUGGGCUCCUGCAGCCCACCUCGCCCCUUGCUGUGUGGCGGCUAGCCUGGCCUGGCCUCGCGCUGACCUGCUGUCAUCUGUCCACGCCUCUGUCCAUGUACUCAUGCACCCGGUGCCGGCAGGGAGCCGGCUCGCACCAGGUCCAGUGCAUGGAGACCAGACUUCAUGCCCAGCCCUGCGCUCCGGGUGUUCACGCACCCCCAGCCAGGCAGUGAGGGCGGAGGAGCUCGGGCCAGGGCUGGUGAGGCCAAGAAGGACGAGGUGGACAGGUUUCCAGGGGCCUGGGAGCUGUGUGAGGAGUAAAAAGGGGCCCGGCUGCGAGUUCCUCACAGAGGGGACCUUUGUGCCCCAGGUCAAAGGAGAGGGGGUCCGGUCCAGGCCAGCCUUUGCUCAGUCCACAGGCCCUGUCUGGCUCUGCCGGGCCUCCUCACGGCCCUGGGCUGCAGGUGGUGGCCACAGUGAGGCCCCUCUGGGUCAGAGUCUGCCCCACAUGGGGUGCCCUCUCUGGGUGGCUAGCCCUGGGCUCCCCUCUGGCUGUGCAGGGCCAGCCUCAGCUGUGAGGAGCCCAGCGGGCUUGCUGGGGGCCGCAGGGUUGCCCUGGCCUCUGGGACUCCCACGCCCUCCUUGCUCCUGGCCUCAGGUCAAGCCUUUGUCUUCAGUGGGCAUCUCAACCUUAACUGUCACCUAGAGCGGCAGGGAAAGGGUUACACGACCAUUCACAGAGGCACUCAGCCUCCGCAUUAGGGGAGAGAGACCUGAAGAGAGACCACGUUGCUUCCCUGAGGCGACCAGCGGGAUGGGCCAGAGCCAGGAAGGAGGCUGCCAUGUGUGUCCUGGAGCCCACGGCCAGCACAAGCAGCCGGGACCCUCCCGGGAGCCAGCUCCUUGUCCAGGACACCCCAGCUCUCCUGAGCUUACUGACCAGGGAUUUGGCCAGUGCCCCUCCCCC
Molecule: messenger RNA, 1812 nt
Organism: Cebus imitator (Panamanian white-faced capuchin)
Lineage: Eukaryota; Metazoa; Chordata; Mammalia; Primates; Cebidae
Exons: 3
Coding region: 475-1551 (358 amino acids)
Source: RefSeq, a predicted model, not a curated record